Molecule: messenger RNA, 6554 nt
Organism: Drosophila yakuba
Lineage: Eukaryota; Metazoa; Arthropoda; Insecta; Diptera; Drosophilidae
Gene: form3
Product: formin-J
Exons: 12
Coding region: 797-6028 (1743 amino acids)
Biological process (GO): cellular component organization
Molecular function (GO): actin binding
Source: RefSeq, a predicted model, not a curated record
UCAGUCACUCGCGAUCACUCGAACGAAUCGGUUAUCCGGUAUUUGGCAUCCGGCAGCAGGUGUGAGAUGUUAGGUGUUUCUUCGUGGUGUUUAGUGUUGUUCGGUGUUGUUUCGCGUUGUUUUCAGUUGCUUUGAGCCGAGAACUCCGCUCAGCGGCAAAUUGCAAAUGCAAAGUGCAUGUGCAGCCAUCACCUAAUAUUUUGUUUUGGUUUUUGAUUUUUGUAUUUGAAUUUGAAUUUGAGUUUGAGAAUUGAAUUUGAAUUUGAGUUUGGCUUUAGUGCGAGUUCUGUGCUGCGUUUUCAAUAAACGCGUUUGCUUGUUGGCGCUUUCGGCUGCGUGGGCGCCAAUUUCAUGUGGCUGUGUGUCGCGCGUGUGCAUUAGCUAAUGUGUUUGUAUUGCUAAUUAAAACGGCAGCAGCAACAGCAACCGCCAAGUGGCAAGAACCAGCAACAACAACAGCAACAAGAACCCCUCAAUAAAAGCGAAACAAAGUGCAGUCGAUAAAUACGAUAAACGCAAUUCCCCAACCGAACUUGAUUUGGAUCGACAGUCGGCAGGUGUUUUUCCCCCGCCGCAUUGCCGCAUUUUCCAUGAUUCAGAGCACGAGGAGCGUUCGGCAUGACGUGAACUGCUUAGAUAUUCCAUGCGAGCACCAAAACCUUUGCAACUAGCCGCCCCCAAUCGAUCGUCUCACAUCGAUUCGAUCCGAUUGCCCCCCCAAAAAACUAAAGCGUCCACUUUUUGGGGACGUGUUCCGUUCCACGUAGAAGAGGAUCCACCGGAAAAGUAGAACCAAAUGAUACCACCCCAAGCCAGCACGAUGGACUCACGCAUCGGCCUGGACUACAUUGUCGAGAAUCGUGACUACAUUGCCAAGCUGGGCGCUGCCCUGGACACCCAGAAUGCCACCGUCAAGAAGCAGGUCUUCGAGCUCCUCUCCGCGCUGUGCGCCUACAGCCCCGAUGGAUAUGCCCGUGCCAUCGAGACCCUAGAGUUUUACAAGAAUCUCAAGAAGCAGCGGUACCGCUUCAAGAUUGUCGUCAACGAACUGGAGCUGUCGAGUGCCGCUGCCAUUCCGCCCCUGGAUUACCAGGCCGCCCUGCUGGCCUUCAUCAACUGCGUCAUCAUUUCGGCGGCCACUCUACAGGAGCGGAUUCGCAUACGCAACGAAUUUAUAGGUCUCAAAGUUUUGCCGCUGCUCAAUAACCUCAGGCUGCUCGAGGCAGGCAACGUGGAGUCGUCAGCAUCGCCCUCGCCGCCGCCAUCCCUCACAUCGGAGUCCGUCGCCUCAUCGGCGACGUCAUCCGUUUCCGCUUCCGGUUCCGCGUCCGUUUCCGCAUCCGCUUCCGUGACGCCAUCGCCAUCGCCGUUGCACCUGCAGCGCCGUGUCACAUUUUGCGGCUCGCUGUCCCGUUACAGCUGCGCCGCCUUGCAACUGGUGCAGAAUCUCAAAAAAGUCGCACAAAGUGUGGGCGAUAUCAUCGUACAAUUGGACGUAUUCGUGGAGCAGCAGGAAUGCGACGAGGCCCAGAGCCUUCAGGCGCCCGAUGGCAUCAAUCUCAACUCGCAUCUUGAUGUUUUCUAUGCGAUUUUGCGACAGGUGGCUGAUACGCCGCAGGAAGUGCCAUUCCUCAACAUACUGCAGCACCUGCUGCGCAUCGAUCCCAAGGAGCCGCUCAGCGACAUCAUCUGGGACACCACAGAGCGUCUGGUCCACCGCGCCACGCUCCUCGAGAGUCACGAGGAUUCGGUGCGCCUGCUGCGCACGCCCAGUAGCCAGAAGUUCGCCUGCCAGAGUUGUCGCGGCAGCGAUGCCAGCAGCCCCACCCGCAAGCCCUCCUCCCAGCCGAUGGGUGUGUCGGCCAAGACGACGCCUCCGCCACCGCCACCACCCAUGGCGCCCAUGGCGGCAACUGCAGCACCACCGCCCCCGCCACCGCCGUUAAAUGGCCCAGCACCGCCGCCACCGCCACCGCCCAUGAUCAAUGGUGGCGCCCUGCCUCCGCCGCCACCUCCGCCCGCGAUGCAACUGGCCUCGCGGCCCAGGACACCAGAUCCCAUGGCCGCGGAGGCGGUGGCCACUGCCAUACUGCUGCCCCAACAGGACACGCCCGCGCCCAAGGCCAAGAUGAAGACCAUUAACUGGGGCAAGAUACCGCACAACAAGGUCCUGGGCAAGCAGAACAUCUGGAGCAUCGUGGCCAGCAAUCAUCAGGACAGCCCCAUGCAGGACAUCGACUGGAACGAGAUGGAGGGACUCUUCUGCCUGCAAACAGCCAGUGCCCAGGGAUCACCCAAGUUGGGACGCGAUGGCAGUCAGGCCACCGCCGGAUCUAAUGGUUGCGAUACGCUGGACCGAAAGUCCAAGAAGGAGAGCACAGAGAUCACGCUGCUCGACGGCAAGAGGAGUCUGAAUGUGAACAUAUUCCUGAAGCAGUUCCGCACCAGCAACGACGACAUCAUCCAGUUGAUCCGGCAGGGCGCCCACGAGGAGAUCGGAGCGGAGAGGCUGCGGGGUCUGCUGAAGAUAAUGCCCGAGGUGGAUGAGCUGGACAUGCUGAAGGGAUUCAACGGGGAUAAGGGACGACUGGGCAAUGCCGAGAAGUUCCUGCUGCAGCUGCUGGAGGUGCCCAACUACAAAUUGCGAAUUGAGAGCAUGUUGCUCAAGGAGGAGUUUGCGGCGAAUGUGGCCUAUCUGGAGCCCUGCAUCAAUGCGAUGCUCUAUGCUGGCGACGAUCUGCUCAAUAACAAGACCCUGCAGGAGGUCCUUUACAUGGUCGUGGUGGCUGGAAACUUCCUCAACUCCGGCGGAUACGCUGGAAAUGCGGCGGGCGUGAAGCUAUCAUCGCUGCAAAAACUCACUGACAUCCGGGCGAAUAAGCCGGGCAUGAACCUCAUUCACUUUGUGGCUCUGCAGGCGGAGAAACGCAAUCCCGAGUUGCUUCAAUUCACAGGACAACUGAGCAACCUCGAAAGUGCCAGCAAAACCACAUCGGAGCAGAUCAACAAUGAAAUCAACACACUGGACGGCAGGAUUAGGAGAAUAGCCAGGCAGAUCGAGCAGCCAGCCACGGAUGCGGACAUCAAGGAGCAAAUGGCCGACUUCCUGCAGGCCGCCGAAUCCGAGCUAUCCGUGCUCCAAGCUGGCAUGAAACAGGUGGAGUCCAUGCGUCUCAAAAUGUCCGAGUUCUUCUGCGACGACGCGGCCACCUUCCGCCUGGAGGAGUGCUUCAAGAUCUUCCACAACUUCUGUGAUAAAUUCAAGCAGGCGGUCAAGGAGAACGAGCGCCGCCAGCAGCAGGAGCAGCAGGCCACGCUCCGGAGGAAGCAGCGCGAGGAGCAGCUGGCCCGCAGAGCCAGGCAGAUUGGUCCGGCUGGUACGCCAGUGUCCGAUUCGGAGCACUCCUUCUUGGGCGAUGCUCUCUUCGAUCCCAGGGCUAGUCCUGCACUUAGUCGCCGGCACCUGGGCUCCGGAGAGCUCAGCAAUGGUUUCAUCCGCGUGGAACAGGAUGGCGCCUCGCCGGACAUCACACCCAACGGAAGUCUAAGGCGCCGGCGUAGUCGAGUAUUAGCCGAGGAGGAUGACCUGAUGGAGUUCCUGAGGAGUUCGACGGGUCCGCACGAUGGACACAACAGCAGGGAGCGGAAGGCGGCCUACGGCAGUCUGGAUCGCUCGUGGGCUCGUCGUGCCCGCUCCGGAAGCUCCAGUCGCAAGCGACCCGAUUUGCUCAACAUUGACUUUGGCCUGGAUCGCGAACGGGCCAGCUCCCCAGCUCCACUUCUGCAGCAGCAGCAGCAUCAGCAGCAAAAUGCCCAGGAGCGACUGCAAUCUCCGCUGGCCAGUGCAGCUGGCACGCCCACAACAGCAGCGAAUACGCCCACGGGCAGUGGAUCGGCGAUUACUCAAACGCAGUCUACGAACGAGGAUGCGAAACCAAGAAUAUCCCGUGAGUGGCGCCAGAAGAUCGAGACGUGGCUGCAAUCCAACGAGAGCGAUGAGAAGCAGAACGAGGAGUACAGGCGCAAGCGUCGUCUGGUCAACGCCAAUCGGCGUUCGCUCGAAAACGAAACUGAAAACGAACGAAAACUGGACCCCUUGCCGGAGGAGAAGAUCCUGCCGUCGACGACGACAGCUACGCCAACGAACACGCCCACGACAACUAAUCCCACUAACUCCACUACCAGAACGGAUCAGGAGUUCGGCAAAUACCAGCGCGUCUACGCCGACUGGAAGCCCUCGAGGACGCUGGAGCAGACGGACGUGGUGGCCAAUCUGCAGGCCAUUGCCGAUGCCCAGCCGCAUGAUGCACUGCGUCAAUAUCGCCGACAGCGAUCGCAGGAACAGUCGAGUCCCAUUGCACUGCAGUCGAUAGCCGAGGAAGAUCGUCGAAAGUCCCUAAUCCAGAAACAGGGCGAAAGGGACAUGAGCAACGAGCGACUGCAAAGCUACAUCAGGCGAUCUUCCAGCCGGGAACUGCAGCCUGCGAAACCGGAGGAGCAGCCACUGCCACCCAAGUCACCAAAGCCACAAGUGUCCGACGACACCUUUGCCAGCCUGCUCAGCCAUCACAAGACCCAAAACGAGAUGCAGGGCUCGUCCAAGGACGUGGAUGCGGAUAAUAUAGAGACGCCACCAGUUAGUCGACGGGUCAUAGCCACGCCCACUACCACUGUGGUCACCGUGAGCAUGACGGACAAACCAAAGGCUGUGCCGGAGGAGAAGAUCAACUCAGCGGAACAGGAUGCGCCGGGUCACUUCGAUCGCCAUGCCCUGGCCCGCCGCACACGACGCUACAAGAGACCCACGGACUACAGCAGUGGCAAUGAGGAUAUCCUGACCACCAGCACAGCAGAGGCGAAGACUACUUCGCCAUCGAAGCCAGAGCCACCAGCACCCGAGAAGUCCAAGCAGAAGGAGCGGACGAUCAACAAGCUGGAGAAGGUGGGUCGCCACAUCAGUUCCAUCAAUCAGGAGGAUGUGAGGGAGGCCAUUCGGAAUCUGAAAUCGCCCACGGGAACUCCAGAACGACCUUGGAGUCCGCCGCGGGAGAUCACGCCCUCCAAGCUGAAACUCUCCGCCAGUGGACACCAUCACGAACUCAAUGACGAGGGCUUCGAGGAGACGCAGAGUCUUGUGUCGGACACUCCCUCGCAUGGAAAGGGUGAGAGCACGAACUCCUCGUGCAACGAGGGCGUAAACGAGACUCCUGCCCGCCAGCGUCCGAUGCAGAAGCAAAAGCCCACAACCACCAGCAUCACCCAGAUGGGCAGUCGGCUGGCCGAUCGCCUGCAGCAGGCCAGGAUGAAGAGUUCCGGAUCCCCGGGCGCGACAGCCAGCAAGUCACAAAACCAAAUCCCUGCCACUCAAACUGCAACGGUCAAGAGGAGUCUCUCCGCCAGCCGACCGCUCCGCAUGCCCAACGGUCAGCCAUUGGCCAGUGCAGCACCACUAAGAUCCGCAUCCGCCGUGAGACGCUCGCCGCAGGAGCAACAGGUUCUGUCUGGCGUGGAACGCAGCAGUUCCAGAAACAGUCUGCGCUCCUCGCGAUCGUCCAUCAACAGUGGAGCCUCCACGCAAACGGUGGUCAGACGACUGCCCGCCGUCCAGCGAGCGGGAGCCACAGUGUCCGUUGACUCCUCGCCCAGCAAGAGACCACUGGCCGCCCAGAAUCUGCGACCUACCCAGGGACGUGGCGUCCCCGCCAGCAGAAGCAGCAGCAGUGGCUCGAGUGUGGGACCCAGUGUGAUCCUAGUGCGCAGCAAGAUGUCCAACACCGCACCGAAAUCGAAUAUCAAUGGCAGCACCAGUUUUAAGGAGAAUCAAUCCCAGUCCCAACCCCAGUCCCAGUCCCAGUCCCGGAUGAGCGCCGCUCGCAGCGUGGUGCUGGUGAAGAAUGCCCUUAACCAGCAGCAGCAGGCCAGGAUGAGUGCGAACGCGAGUCCCCAGCAAAGGAGCACCAGCAGCAGUCGAUCCGUGAGCAGCUUCAUGCGACCCACGGCAAGCAGUGCCACCAAGCGACAGAAGUGAGGGCACGCGGUCCAGUUCAGUCAUCGUCCAAGUUAACGUCCCAAGUUUACACAUGUUACAAACGCGAAUGCAUCCAACUCCAAGCCGUCCAAGCGACAAUUUCGAAUUUCUAAGCAGGACCUGAAACACAAAAAACAGCACACACACACACAUAGUUGUUACAGUUGCAAUAUUUUGAGAAGUUAUACAAAUCUGAAGAAUUCCCUGCACAUUCCAACUCAAGGUCCACAAAUCCUUAAUACAAAAGACAAAAACUUUCCAACUCUUAAAUGUAUUUGAGCACAAAAAAAAAAGCAUGACAAAAAUACUAGCAUGUACUACUCAACUAAAACUUAGGAUAAGCAAAAAAACAAAAAAAAAAAUGUUAAAAUCGUAUUUUCAAUAUUUAACAUAUAGUUGUAGGCAUUAUUCGAUUAUACGAUCACAUUAGGAGACUUUUUAUAGAAGUGCGUUGUUUACAAAGUGUGUAGUUGAAGAAACCAAAACGACAAUUACAAAUCUUUAAAUAAAAGAACAUAAGCUUUAA